Alosa sapidissima (American shad) is the source of this 3169-nucleotide messenger RNA. It is a transcript of the gene mtfr2, whose product is annotated as mitochondrial fission regulator 2. The record is from RefSeq and is a predicted model, not a curated record. The transcript has 8 exons. The coding region runs from base 167 to 1198 and encodes 343 amino acids. Lineage: Eukaryota; Metazoa; Chordata; Actinopteri; Clupeiformes; Clupeidae. Gene Ontology annotation, biological process: aerobic respiration; mitochondrial fission. Gene Ontology annotation, cellular component: mitochondrion.
UGUUGUCACCGCUUUAUUUGAGUUCACCUGCCUUGGAAGCGUGACUAGAGUACAUCGGCUUGUGUUGUAUAUCGAGUGUUAAAGUGAUAUUAUAACUUUAAAAAAGUAAGAAUACAUUUGGGUCUGGAUUAAUGUUGCACAUAGAGCCAACAAGACAAGCUGCGUGAUGUCGCUUUUAGAAGACAUCGUGGAUAUACUGCGAUGUGUCCUUGAGUAUUUUGGAGUUCCUGCUGACAUGCUGGUCCCGGUGUGGGACAAUCAACUCUGCGGACAGUAUCGAAGCAUCGUUCGGAUGAUAGGCUCUAAUCUGCCCCUGACUCCUUAUCCCCGACUCCACUUCCAGAUUCCGUUGCAAGUCCACAAGAGACAUGGCCAUCUUGACAUCAGUAUGGACAGUCCAGCAAUCCCAUCUUUUGCAGAUGUACUCUGGAUAGCAGAAGAUGUGGAAGACCACUUCGCCAAAUUCAGAAAUGCUAUUCCAUUGAAAAGAUGUCCGGUGCCUCAAGUGUUUGUGACGCCACCAGUGGAGAUGGUUGCAGGUCCCAUGUCCUUGCCAUCCUCGGCCCAGCUAGGUGGCAGGAUUUUGGGGCAAAGGACCAACCCGGAGGCCCUGAAGAAAAUCUCAGCCCUGGAGGAAGAGCUGCUCAAACUCCGGGCUCAGAUUGCAAUGAUUGUCACAGCUCCAUCAGCCUCAGUCUCCCCGUGCCGAUCCCAGCUCCCAGCUCCUGUUCAGACCUCAACUCCUCGAGCUGCCCCUCCUCCUCCCCCUCCUCCACCUCCCCCUCCUCCUCCACCUGUCUCUGACUCUCCAAAACCAUCCGCCCUGGAGACCAUAAAACAACGGAGGACGGCAAGCAAAGGCCUGCCCAGGAAGAGUGAGCUGUCUUUGGGCUCGGCCUCCACCAGUCUCCCCUCCAUGUUGGAUGUGUUGAAGGACCUGACCCAGGUCAAACUCCGCACGGUGGAGAGGUCGCCAGGCGGGACCCCCGUAAGGAAGAGGAGGAGCAAGGGCACUGUGUGUGCGUCCGACCCCGCAGCUUUAAUCGCAGAAGCUCUGAGGAAGAAGUUUGCCUAUCGUCAGAGAGACGACUCCUUCGAUAAGGAGAACCGAUCGGCUGAGCUGUCGCCCUUCGGAAGCCCCGAGGCGCCAUUUAUGCAGAAGCACACAAGGCGGAGCCAAGGACGAAUUCACCUCUAAACUUCUUAACUUCCCACAGUCGCCAGCAACCAAUCACAUCAGACAUUGGUGUGUUUGCAGCCAAUCACAUCAGACAUUGGUGUGUUUCAUCUGACUACUGCAUACUUCAGACGCUGCUUUCACAGGGCUUUGUUUAUGUUACUCACCCGCUCUCUCUAGAUGGUGUUAACAAGGCUGUCUUCUUGUUUUUUCACUGGCCUCCAUGUCCUAAGCAAUGGUACUUUUUGGUGGCUUUGAUACUUGUUUACUUCAGGUGAGGGAUAAAGUUCAAUAAUGCAGUCAUUUCAGUGAUGUCCGCUCAUGCUGUACGUGUUGUUUUGUUUUUAUUUGCUUUUUGCUGUUUUGUAAAGCCCUGCAAUAGCGGAUUCUGUGAUUGUUAAUUUAUGCAGUGACCAUUUUUGUCUGCUUGGGUGAGAGCUUUGUAAAUAUGUCUGACCAUAACUUAUAAAUUGUAUAUGACCUCAUGUUAUAGGUUGUGCAGAAAAUAAUGCAUAAAAUGUAACCACACAAGGAUACAAGUAGCCUGUAGAAAAUCCACCAGGGGCACUCUUUAAGAGAUACAACAAUGCAGCUUCUAUAUGGGCAACAUAUUAACACUGACUACCUAUCGACACGAUCGACCUCACGGUCUUAAUGACUGGUGUGAGCUCUGGACGCACACAAGGUUGUUUUAGCGUCUUUGUUCAAAGUCAAGCAAUACUCACCACCAGUGAGCCUCUCUUGCUGCAUAUUUUGAAUCCAUUGAAAACCUAUUUAAAACCCACAGGUGAUGGACUGCAACUGUAGCCCUAAUCUAUGCAACGGCUUCAUCUCUGUGGGUUAUGGUUUUAUUUUGUUUGUCUCACUUUGCUUUUCUUGGCCUCUCAUGCACUCUUCCUGGAUGUGUGUGGCAUGUGGCAGUCAGGUUUGUGCCCAUGACGGUUUGGCACACAGCCCUCAGCAUCAGCUCCACUCUCCCGUGGUCUCAAAUAACAGGCAGCUAAACUGAUCUCCAACCAGCAAGAGCACCUUCUCUUUACGCUGUUUUCUUCUUCAAGGCAAAGACCUGCUAAAUGGUGCAACAGUUUUGUAUUUUUUUUUUUUUUUUUUGUGGUGUUUUGCCUUUUGCCUUCCGAGAUGCCGCAGUCAUGGUGGUUGAUGUCCACACUCCUUUAUGUCAUGUUAUCAGAAAGUGUGGUGAAGGUUCAGAACUGUAGUGGUGGUCUAUGACCUGCUGCCUGCCUCUGGAGUGGACUAGUUUAAACUCCUGGCUCAUAGGUUUUACGGGGACUAGUUUAAACUCCUGGCUCAUAGGUUUUAUGUGGACUUGUUUAAACUCCUGGCUCAUGGGUUUUAUGCUGAUGGGUUUUAUGGGGGAGAAUCCUGUCUGAGAUUGUGUGCUAGUGCUAGCGCCGAUGUCAUCAGACCUGAGAUGCGCUUCAGAUGUGUGUGACAUCUCUGAGGCCUGCACACUCCGUGUGUGUGUGUGUGUGUGUUUUUCUGUGUGAGGGAGAGCAAGGGAGAGAGACUCAAGCAGAUGCUUUGUUGACACACAGCUUGGCAUGCUCUGAGGAUUCCCACACCAUGCUGGGCUGUGAAAGUGUGUGUGCUUGUGUGAAUUCUGGCAGACCUUUCCUUUUUCCUUUUUUUUUUUUGCACAUUCAGCUGUACCAGACCGACUCCAAUCUGCCUCAGUAUCCAGCCGUUACAGGCCUGUACGUGUUUAUUUAACAGGUUUAUAUCCUCAGUAUUCAGCCAGGCCUGUACGUGUUUAGGUUUAUAUCCUGUCUACUAACAAGGUCUAUAUCCUGUCCUUCAAGGUCAGUCUCUUAUGGGAGAAGACAGAAUGUUUUGGUAUUUGAGCAUAAUGUUUUGAAUGUUCAUUUAGAUUCUGACUCAAAGGUGUGAGGCUUGUAGUGUGUCUCUUCAAGCUGAAAGCUGUCUGGUGUCUGUCUUUCUAUCAAAAUAAAAUGAUUGUUGCUAUGGAAACUA